AUGCAGUCGAACGCCGCGCUGCGCCGGCACCGUGCCUCCAUGCCGGUGGGAGACUGCGCACGCCAGUGCCUGGCCGGCCCCACAGAGCCCUGCCGUGGAGGAGAAGCAGCCCGUGAGCAGUGGCAGCGCCACGUGGCCCCCACGCGUGCUGAUCUCACCCCUCCCCAGAGGAAUCAGGACAAACGGGAUCGGGGUGCCACGGGGCCCCUUGACGCUAUACCUGUGGGAGUGGCUGCACAGAGCCCCCGGGUGCCCACGCGCCCGCUCCAGAGCCAUGCCCCAGGCUGGCUCCCGGAUGGCUUUGUCCGUGUGGACCGGGACUACGUCGCGCAGGCAGCGGAGCUGGCACGGGCAGGGGGCUGCAAACACUUUGUCCUGCAGUCCUCCCGGGGGGCGAACCCGCGCAGCCACUUCCUCUACCUCCGCGUGAAGGGAGAAGUGGAGAACCUGGUCCAGGCUGUUGGUUUUGAUCGCUGUACCAUCCUCCGGCCAGCGGUGCUGCUGUGCAAGCGCCAGGAGUCCCGCCCCGCGGAGUGGAUGGCCCAGCAGUUUCUGGGUGUCGUGGCUCGGGUCUUCCCCACCGCUUACUCGGUGCCUGUGGAAACGGUGGCCAGGGCUAUGGUGGCCAGUGUGCUGCAGCCAGGCAAGGGGAAGGUGGAGGUGCUGGAGAACGGGGCCAUCCACGAGCUGGGAAAGGCAGUGCCGCAGCAGGGCACGUAG
Molecule: messenger RNA, 720 nt
Organism: Charadrius vociferus (killdeer)
Lineage: Eukaryota; Metazoa; Chordata; Aves; Charadriiformes; Charadriidae
Gene: HTATIP2
Product: HIV-1 Tat interactive protein 2, 30kDa
Exons: 5
Coding region: 1-720 (239 amino acids)
Biological process (GO): import into nucleus
Cellular component (GO): cytoplasm
Source: RefSeq, a predicted model, not a curated record